AUGGAUGAAUUUGUUGGGAAUGAUAAUGAGGAUGUAAUCGAGGAAGUAAACAUUACUGAUGAUGAAGAAGAAAUUGGAGCCGACGAUGUUGUAGUGACUUCGCCAUUUGUUGGGAUGGUAUUCCACAGUUGGGAAGAAGUGGACAAGUACUACAAAAGGUAUGGAAGACAACAAGGAUUUGGCAUACUCCGUGCUGCUGGGUCGCAUUUGCAAAAGGGUGGGAAAAUCAAAGGAACUGAGGGGAUACUUGUGGAAGUGACUAAGGAUGGAGAUUGGGUGGUUAAAAGGGAAGUUAGUGAGCAUAAGAACCAUUGUCCUACACCGAGGAAGUCUAGGUAUGUUCCUAUGUACUGGCAGGAAAACAUCAACUCUCUUGUAAAGAGGAAGUUGUUCAAUGACUACAACUCGGGUGCUAAUGUUCCACAGAUAUUUAACUGUCUAGCUAGCGAGAGGAACGGGGUUGAGAAUGUGACAUUCACCAAAAAAGAUCUUCAAAAUAUAAUUGCUAGGGAUAAGGCAGAAAAGAUGAAGGAGGGAGUUUGGAAUGCAAUGUGGAAGUACUUUAAAGCGAUGUCUACUGACAACGAAAAUUUCUUUCAUAAGCAUAUGGUGGGUGAGGAUAACAGAUUACAGGAUGUGAUGUGGGUAGAUGCUAGGAGUAGAGCUUCUUACGAAGAGUUUGGAGUCGUUAUAGUGUUUGACUCCACCUACUUAACUAAUGAGUAUGACCUGCCAUUUUCUAACUUUGUUGGGGUUAAUCACCAUGGUCAAACCAUUCUGCUUGGGUGUGCAUUGUUAUCCCAUGAAGAUUCAGAGACUUUUGAAUGGUUAUAUACCACUUGCUUGUCAUGUAUGUCUAACAAAAAACCCAUAGGUUUUCUUACUGACCAAGACGUUGCCAUGAAGAAGGCCCUACUAGAAGUAAUGCCUGAUGUCCGACAUCGAUGGUGCUUGUGGCACAUACUUACCAAGUUCAGCCAAAAACUUGGAAAAUACAAUGACUAUGAUCAGUUCAAAGUUGAGCUUCAUAAUGUGAUUUAUAAUAGCCUUACUAAAAAUGAGUUUGAAGUGCAAUGGAAUGUUGUGAUCAAGAAGUAUAAAUUGGAGGGUGAGAUUUGGCUUGCAGGAUCAUACCAUGGAAGGGAAAUGUGGUUGCCUGCCUUUAUGAACGGGAUGUUUUGGGUUGGAAUGAAGAACACUCAAAGAUCUGAAAGCAUAAACAGGUUCUUUGAUGGGUUGGUUGAUAAGCAUACUCGAUUGUUUGAGUUUUCUCCAUUUUAUAUUAAAGUUGUGGAAUCUAGAGCUGACGAUGAACAACAGGCUGAUGCAGCUGACCAAAGGGAAGUUCGUCCGUUGGCAACCCAAUUUAUGGUUGAGAGAGCCUUUAGAAAAGUGUACACAGAUGUUAAAUUCCCCGAGGUUCAAGAGCAGUGCAAUCUGUAA
Molecule: messenger RNA, 1443 nt
Organism: Spinacia oleracea (spinach)
Lineage: Eukaryota; Viridiplantae; Streptophyta; Magnoliopsida; Caryophyllales; Amaranthaceae
Product: protein FAR1-RELATED SEQUENCE 5-like
Exons: 3
Coding region: 1-1443 (480 amino acids)
Source: RefSeq, a predicted model, not a curated record